Molecule: messenger RNA, 411 nt
Organism: Penicillium bovifimosum
Lineage: Eukaryota; Fungi; Ascomycota; Eurotiomycetes; Eurotiales; Aspergillaceae
Product: cupin domain-containing protein
Exons: 2
Coding region: 1-411 (136 amino acids)
Source: RefSeq, a predicted model, not a curated record
AUGAAUAUCCUUGACUUCAACUACAUGGCUUCAGACUCUCAAUCGAAGACGCCCCGACCCCGAGAGGAAGUCAAAGUACUCUAUGAUUACGAACUCACGAAUGCACCCGGGAAGUCCAUAAUUGCCUUCAAUUUGGAGUAUCCACCUGAUGGAUUCACCCCUCCGCAUAGGCAUGGCGGAGCCACUCUGGUUGCCUUCGUGACCCAAGGAACCAUACUGAGCGUGAUGAAUGAUAACUCACGGGUCUAUCAAGCUGGGGAAAGUUUUAUGGAGAUGCCUGGCUGCCACCACACCGUUUCGGAGAACAGCAGCCAAACUGAGAAUGCUAACAUGAUCGCUGUGUUUGUUGUAGAUACUGAAGUAGUAAAGCAGGAGGGGUACGCGCCGCUUACAGUGCUCGAUGAUGAGUGA